UAAUUAAAUUAAAACUUCUUUCGUUCUCAUGCCAUUGAUAUCGUUGCAAUGUUUUUUAACAUUCACGAAUGCAUAUAAAAGCGUACACAUUUACGUACAUAUAUUUGAACGUAAGCUUAUGUGGAUGCGGGUGCUAACGAACAUACUCAUAUAAGUGUGUUCAAAUGUGCGUUUAAUGAACAUAUUUGAUGAAACGAAAUAGCGUGAGUACAUGCAUACAUAACUGUCUCUAAUGUGGACUGUUUGUUUGUGAUAGACGACUAUGGAGAAAUUAAAUGAAUAUCAAGGAUUCACCGGCCAAUUGCAUCAAUGGCGCGAUAAUGUUAAAGAACGAGUUGAUAAACUACGCGAGACCGGUCCGCCAAAUAUUAUUGGAUUAGCAAACGAUCAACUAAAAGGCAAUGCUGCAGCCGAUCAAGAUUACUCCCAUAUUUACAGACGCAAAUCCCGUAUGGAAUUAGUUCGUGUGUCUGCUGCUGUGAUGGGAAUUGAAUUUUCUUAUGCUGCCGAGACGGCUUUUGUGUCUCCCACCCUUCUCAAAAUUGGCGUCGAGCACAAACAUAUGACAUUAGUGUGGGCUCUAUCACCAUUGGUGGGAUUCUUUUUAUGCCCUAUAUUGGGUUCUAUGAGCGACCGCUGCAAGCUUAAUAUAGGACGUCGAAGACCGUUUAUUAUAUUGUUAUCAAUUGGUGUAUUUAUUGGCUUACUUUUGGUGCCUAAUGGAGAAGACUUAGGUUACUGGUUUGGUGACGUGGAUCCCCAUCUGCAAAUAGCAAAUUUGAAUAUAACGUUAAACGGCACGCAUAGCAAUUUUGAUGUCUCGCCGCAUCGUAUCACAGCGUCACAAACGGACGUUCAACUUGUGCAAAAAACUUCACAUCCAUGGGGAAUAUUUUUCACAGUACUGGGAACAGUUUUAUUGGAUUUCGAUGCUGACGCCUGCCAGAGUCCUUCUAGAUCUUACUUAUUGGACGUAUGUGUGCCAGAGGAUCAUGCCAAAGGUCUUUCCACUUUCACGAUCAUGGCUGGCCUUGGUGGGUUUUUUGGCUAUUCAAUGGGAGGAAUAAACUGGGACGAAACAUCAGUUGGACGACGUUUGGGUGGACAUGUCAAGGCGGUCUUUACUAUUAUUACCUUUAUUUUUGUUGCUUGCGUUUCGCUUACAGUUACGAGUUUUAAAGAAAUUCCUCUUUGGGCUAUAGCAACGUCAAAGGCUAAACGUCCAGCAGCCGGAACUAAUUUACUAGAUGACGAGCAGGCAAGCUAUGGAGCAUUAGACAACGCCGUCUUUAAUGAUACUGAAGAUCCUCCAGAACGGCAACAAUCAAGUUAUUUGGCUGAGAGCGCUGCAGAAGAAAAUGUUGCGGAGACAAGUUUUACUCCCUACGAAAUGGACCCCGAGCAGCUGAAGCCGGAUCAGAACAUCCCCCCGGUUGCGGGAGAUAAAGACUCUGGCCAAACUGUCGAAACUCUUUCACACUAUUUGCUAUCUAUUAUAUAUAUGCCGCAUUCUUUGCGGAUGGUUUGUCUUACAAAUCUCUUCUGCUGGAUGGCGCACGUUUGCUAUUCUCUUUACUUUACGGAUUUCGUUGGUGAAGCUGUAUUCAAAGGGGACCCAAAAGCAAUCGAGGGGUCGCAGGAGGAGAUUUUAUACGAGGAAGGCGUUCGAUUUGGGUGUUGGGGAAUGGCAAUGUAUUCCCUGUCGUGUGCUACCUACUCCUUUGUAAUCGAAAAAUUAAUACAGCGUUUUAGAGCAAAAAAUGUCUAUGUUGGUGGUCUUCUAUUUUAUUGUACAGGAAUGUCGCUUAUGGCAUUGACCAGAGCUAAGACUAGUGUGAUAGUUUUUAGUUGGGCUGCAGGAGUCAUGUAUUCCACGCUCUUCACCAUGCCGUAUCUUCUUGUGGCCCAUUACCACUCUAUGGGAACAUUUGAACUGGACAUCGAUGGUAACGCCAAGCUAGGCUCCGAAGUUCGUGGUUUAGGAACCGAUGUAGCUAUAGUAAGCAGUAUGGUAUUUCUCGCUCAAUUCAUUCUAUCAUUAUGUAUGGGGACAAUUGUUUCGGUGUCAGGAACUACGACAGCUGUUGUGGCUACAGCAAGUUUUCUUAGCUUCUGUGGUGCUUUUUGUGCAACGCAAAUUAUGUACUUGGAUUUGUAAUAUCAAAAUUAAGUUUAGAAAUAAGCAUUCAUCUAAUUGUUGUUACAAUUCUCUCUAAUGUAAAAUUGAGAUAAAACUUUAAAACCCGGAAGAGAUGUUCAUAACUACGAAUAGUUCUUAUUAAACAUAGAGCAAACAUUCCUCGAUUUAAAACACAUUUACAACACAAUCCGCAUAUAUAUUUAUAUAUAAACAGAUUAUAUAAAGAUUUUAUAGCAUAAAAACUAUCCCAAUCCAUAGCGAACAGAAGACGUAAAUAUCUUAUUUGAUUUCGCUUUCCUUUAUCAUUCCUUAAAUGUUCUGUUACAUAUUUGCUCUUUUGUUCACAUCGUCUUUUCAAUCUUUUCAACAUCGUGAUU
This is a messenger RNA of Glossina fuscipes, 2517 nucleotides long. RefSeq names its product proton-associated sugar transporter A (gene lovit). Gene Ontology annotation, molecular function: sucrose:proton symporter activity. The transcript has 8 exons. Bases 263 to 2158 code for a protein of 631 amino acids. Gene Ontology annotation, cellular component: membrane. NCBI's taxonomy places the organism in Eukaryota, Metazoa, Arthropoda, Insecta, Diptera, Glossinidae. The record is from RefSeq and is a predicted model, not a curated record.